ACAAAAUAUACUGAUAAAGAUAAUGGAGGGAUGCUUGUAUGGUCUCCAUAUCAUAAUAUUCCAGAUGCCAAGUUGGAUGAAUAUAUAGCAAUAGCAAAGGAAAAACAUGGAUACAAUGUGGAACAGGCUCUCGGCAUGUUGUUUUGGCAUAAACACAAUAUUGAGAAGUCCCUUGCGGAUCUCCCUAACUUCACUCCUUUCCCUGAUGAAUGGACAGUUGAAGAUAAAGUCCUAUUUGAACAAGCAUUUAGCUUCCAUGGAAAGAGCUUUCACAGGAUCCAGCAAAUGCUUCCAGACAAGACUAUUGCAAGCCUUGUGAAAUAUUACUAUUCUUGGAAAAAAACUCGCUCUAGGACAAGUUUGAUGGAUCGGCAGGCUCGAAAACUAGCUAAUAGAAAUAAUCAAGGUGACAGUGAUGAUGACGUAGAAGAAGCUCAUCCAAUGGAUGGAAAUGAUAGUGAUUACGAUCCCAAAAAAGAAGCCAAAAAGGAGGGCAAUAAUGAGCAGCCUGUUCAGACCAGCAAAAUAGGUCUGGGUAGAAGAGAGUAUCAGAGCUUGCAGCAUCGCCACCAUUCUCAGCGUUCCAAAUGCCGUCCACCAAAAGGCAUGUACCUGACCCAGGAAGAUGUGAUAGCUGUUUCCUGUAGUCCCAAUGCAGCCAACACAAUUCUUAGACAGCUGGAUAUGGAACUAAUCUCAUUAAAGCGACAGGUUCAAAAUGCUAAGCAAGUAAACAGUGCACUUAAACAGAAAAUGGAAGGCGGGAUUGAAGAAUUCAAACCUCCUGAGUCUAAUCAGAAAAUCAAUGCCCGUUGGACCACAGAAGAGCAGCUUCUUGCAGUACAAGGUGUCCGAAAAUAUGGUAAAGAUUUUCAAGCUAUUGCAGAUGUAAUUGGCAACAAGACUGUUGGCCAAGUGAAGAACUUCUUUGUAAACUACAGGCGUCGGUUUAACUUAGAGGAGGUAUUGCAGGAAUGGGAAGCGGAACAAGGAACCCUGGCUUCUAAUGGUGAUGCUUCUGCUUUAGGGGAGGACACAAAAAAUACUUCUAAUGUGCCAUCAGGAAAGAGCACUGAUGAAGAAGAUGAGGCACAAAGCGCUCCGGCCACUCAGUGUUUAGGCCCUUCACCUCCAGCACAGGCAUCUGCUCCGGCACCUACCGCUCCCAUGGCAACUUUAAAUCAGCCGCCCCCGUUACUUCGUCCAGCGCUUCCUGCUGCUCCUGCUCUCCAUCGUCAGCCUCCGCCACUUCAACAGCAGGCGCGAUUUAUUCAGCCAAGGCCGACUCUAAAUCAGCCUCCCCCACCACUCAUCCGCCCAGCUAAUUCCAUGCCUCCUCGUCUCAACCCAAGGCCAGUGUUAACCACGGUUAGCGGCCAGCAGCCACCCUCGCUUAUUGGAAUUCAGACAGAAUCCCAGUCCACUCUGCACUGAAGAAAUAAAGCAGAAUUAUGCUAACUCCUACAUUUGAAAAAUUGUAUCAAUGUACUUUUUUUUUUCCAAAUAAUGAAGGGGAGAAAAGAGCAAGCCUUCACAGGUAUCAGACCAGUUUUACAGAGGAGCAAGCUAAUAACUAGAAACGGAACCACAUGAAUGACCACCUGUAUAAAAAUAUUUUUAUGUCAAAGACUUGUACAGCAGAACAAUGCCUACAGUACAGCCCUCCUCUAUAUGAAUAACUGUGGAAGGAAGCUAACUUCUUAAAUGAAUAAAUGUUCAACACACCAAGAUUUUGUUUAACUGAUUUUUACUCUAUUUAUUUUAUUACAGUUCUUUGUAGUCAAGCAUCUAACUACAGGAAAGUAGUCUGGCAAAUCUAGGAAUAGAUAAUAUUGUAGGAGACUUAAAUGUAGCGUUGGGUUUUUGUGUGUGUGUGUGAAUUUCCUUUUUUUUUUUUUUUUACUUUUUAGUGCAAAAAAAAUAAUGGCCUUAGGUUCAGAAUUUUUGGCCCUGUUUAGGUAACAGUAGAAGCAUUUCACGCACUUGUAAAAUGUAGGUGUUUCUUCUCUUCGUGUUUUUCCCAGAACACUUUUGCUUGUUGAAAAAGGUACUGUCUUAUUAAAUACUCUGCUGAAAGAGUAUUCUGAAGACUCGGUGAGCUAUUGUACCAAACUUACUAAAUCUCACGCGUGUUCUACUCAUAGAAGUUAACUGAAAACCGGAGUCCAGUUCCCUGCUGCGUUAUCUCUUGUGGGCUGGGGUGGAGAGGGAGGCAGCAACUCCUACCACCCAGGGGGGUGACAGGAGAGGAACCAUAUAGCAAGAACCAUUAAUUUAAUUUGUUAUUCCACUAAUUCUUCUAAUUUAAGUACAGCAGAAUUUCAUUCCUCUGAGAAUGGCUGUCUGCAGUUUGAGUACGUUAGAUCAUUGACAUCUUGCCUAAGAAUUCGUGAGGGAAGUAUAGAGGCUGAUGGUGGUAGUAGAAUAUUGUGGCAGUAGAGUUACCUGCUGCCAGCCCAGUCCUACUGUUAAAUGAUUAUCUCCGAUUUCUGCUAUUUCUGGCGGA
Aptenodytes forsteri (emperor penguin) is the source of this 2506-nucleotide messenger RNA. It is a transcript of the gene RCOR3, whose product is annotated as REST corepressor 3. Gene Ontology annotation, biological process: negative regulation of DNA-templated transcription; regulation of transcription by RNA polymerase II. Gene Ontology annotation, cellular component: transcription regulator complex; histone deacetylase complex. The record is from RefSeq and is a predicted model, not a curated record. Lineage: Eukaryota; Metazoa; Chordata; Aves; Sphenisciformes; Spheniscidae. Gene Ontology annotation, molecular function: transcription corepressor activity. Bases 31 to 1434 code for a protein of 467 amino acids. The transcript has 10 exons.